UAAUUAUUGACACCAAUUUAGUGUAAUUUCAUGGCUAUGAUCGCACAAAUUUCCCGAAAUAAAUGACAAGUUUCCUGUUUGAAUCUAGUACAAAUUUUGGCGUUCGGACUAUCGCACUCAAACUGUUCCAACAAUGAAACCAAUAUUAUGGUCUUACAUCGGAGUACUUUUAAUCAAUGAAGGCCUGUGUUGCAUAUUUUUGAGAUUAAACGAAGGAGUGAUUAAAGGACGCAUUGCCACAGUUCCGAAAAGUACUAAACAAUUUUACGCUUUUCAAGAAAUUCCAUACGCAGCUCCGCCAAUUGGAAAAUUACGUUUUCAGCCUCCGGUACCAGUUUCAGGAUGGGAUAAGGUUUUAGACACAACAAAAAACACAAAAAUUUGUUACCAAAUUGGUAUUAAUUCGACACAGGAAAACGAAGACUGUCUUUACUUAAAUGUUUAUACUCCAAAAUUGCCGUCUAGUACCAGCAGUACUUCGUUGCCAGUCAUGGUUUUUUUCCACGGUGGGGCAUUUGCCAUCGGAGACUCGAAAUAUUCGUCAUACGGACCCCAAUUUCUCGUAAACCAUGAAGUGGUUUUAGUAACUUUAAACUACCGACUUGGGGUUUUUGGUUUUUUGUCAACACAAGACAAAGUUAUCCCUGGCAACAAUGGUCUUAAAGACCAACUGCUGGCCCUACAAUGGGUCAGGAAAAAUAUUCACUUAUUUGGGGGAAAUUCGUCACAAGUUACGAUUUUUGGGCAAAGUGCUGGCGCUGCCUCAGUUGGUUAUCAUCUAGUUAGCGAAAAAUCAAGAGGGUUGUACCGAGCUGCUAUUAUGGAAAGUAGUUCGGUGCUAAAUUCGUUCGGUUAUCAGAGAAAUGCCAAACACUUUGCGCAAAAAAUCGCCUCUUAUAUUAAUGCUAGUGUAACUGAAGAAGCGACUUCUGGAGAAAUUUACGGUGUUAUGCUUCGUGCUUCAUCUACGGAAAUUGACGCAGCGGCUGAUAAAAUAGCGUCUGAGGAAAGUUACAACAGCGCUCAGUUAUUUCAAGGCUACUAUUUUGCACCUGUUAUCGAACCAGAUCAUGAAAAUGCGUUCUUAACUGAAAAAAUGUUCAAAAUUUUAGACAGAGGAGGCGGUGCUAAAGUUCCAGUUAUUGUGGGCAUAAAUUCUGAAGAAAGUUUGAGUCGAAACACAGAUAUCAAUUUUUUGAAACGUCUGAUGAAACUAUAUGACGACGAUUUGAAAGCUCUUGUUCCAAAUAAUAUGAACAGUGUUGACGAAAAUGCCAAAGUGGAGGCAGGCAAACUUAUACGCAAGUUGUACAGUGGUGAAGAUUUGUUACAAAAUGUUGCAGCAGCUGGAAUAAGAUACAUGAGCGAUACGUCGUUUACAAGAGCGGUAAUUAAAUUUGCUUUAUUACAGUCUAAAUAUUCCGAUGUCUACUUUUACCAAUUCUCAUAUGAUGGUCAAGUAGGCAAUAUUUCUGUAACAGUUGAAGGGGCUGAACGUGUAGGUCAUAAUGAGGAACUUUCAUAUCUUUGGCGAAUUCGAACCGAAGCAACUAAUAAUGAUUUGUCAGCUUUUAGUCAAAAUGAUUUUACAACACAACAUCGCUUGCUCAAACUUUGGACUAAUUUUGCAAAAACUUUAAAUCCAACACCUGAGAAAACUGAACUUUUCCAAAAUGUUAUUUGGCCGAAAGUAUUACCAGACAACGAUUUUCCGUAUCUAGAUAUCGACGAAAAUUUACAAGUAAAGAAUUAUCCAAAGAACGAAAGUUUCAGGGGGUGGGAAAGGAUAUACGAACAAUAUGGAAACGGAAACUACGAUACAUAUUAAUUCUUUACUUGUGUAUAUUUACAAAUGUUUUUUAUUUCAGUAAUAAAAGUUUAUGUCGUUGA
Molecule: messenger RNA, 1890 nt
Organism: Tribolium castaneum (red flour beetle)
Lineage: Eukaryota; Metazoa; Arthropoda; Insecta; Coleoptera; Tenebrionidae
Product: juvenile hormone esterase-like
Exons: 10
Coding region: 134-1828 (564 amino acids)
Molecular function (GO): serine hydrolase activity
Source: RefSeq, a predicted model, not a curated record